This is a messenger RNA of Mangifera indica (mango), 1602 nucleotides long. RefSeq names its product probable N-succinyldiaminopimelate aminotransferase DapC. The coding region runs from base 29 to 1420 and encodes 463 amino acids. Gene Ontology annotation, molecular function: L-kynurenine:2-oxoglutarate transaminase activity; pyridoxal phosphate binding. The record is from RefSeq and is a predicted model, not a curated record. Gene Ontology annotation, cellular component: cytoplasm. The transcript is spliced from 2 exons. Gene Ontology annotation, biological process: biosynthetic process. Lineage: Eukaryota; Viridiplantae; Streptophyta; Magnoliopsida; Sapindales; Anacardiaceae.
CCCUAACCCCAUACAAAUUUUCUUAGUCAUGCAGAGUCAGUGUACCUGGACAAGUUCUGAUAUGCUUAAACCCUACUCCUUGAGGACUUUUACUUCGACAUUGCAUCCAUUUUCUAAGCAUUUUUGUAUAAAUACUCCUACGCGUACUCAAAUUAAAAGAGCCACCAGGUGCCCAUCUCUCAUGGCAAAUCUGUCCAGCGUUUCGACUCAGAAAGAUGCCGUUUUGGAACAAAAUGUGUCGACCCAGAGCGGUAAUCGGCCUGUAGAGGUAGCUAAGCGCUUGGAAAAAUUCAAAACGACAAUAUUUACACAAAUGAGUAUGCUUGCCAUCAAACACGGAGCUAUAAAUCUUGGCCAGGGAUUCCCCAACUUUGAUGGUCCAGAGUUUGUUAAAGAAGCAGCAAUUCAGGCUAUUAAUGAUGGUAAAAACCAAUAUGCCCGUGGAUUUGGAAUUCCAGAGUUUAAUGCUGCAAUUGCUGCCAGGUUUAAGAAAGAUACUGGACUGGUGGUGGACCCUGAAAAGGAAGUUACUGUUACCUCUGGAUGCACGGAGGCCAUUGCUGCAACUAUAUUAGGUUUGAUCAAUCCUGGUGAUGAGGUGAUCCUUUUUGCUCCUUUUUAUGAUUCUUAUGAAGCCACCCUCUCCAUGGCUGGUGCAAAAAUCAAAUGCAUCACAUUGCGCCCUCCUGAUUUCGCUAUCCCCAUUAAUGAGCUCAAGUCCACAAUCUCAAAGAAUACUCGUGCAAUUCUUAUGAACACGCCACAUAACCCCACUGGAAAGAUGUUCACUCGGGAAGAACUUGAUAUUAUUGCAUCCCUUUGCAUUGAGAAUGAUGUGUUGGUCUUUUCUGAUGAAGUCUAUGAAAAGUUGGCAUUUGAAAUGGAUCACAUCUCUAUAGCCUCUCUUACUGGAAUGUUUGAGAGGACUGUAACAAUGAAUUCCUUGGGGAAGACCUUCUCUUUAACAGGGUGGAAGAUCGGUUGGGCAAUAGCACCUCCACAUCUGACAUGGGGAGUGAGGCAGGCACACUCUUUCCUUACUUUUGCUACAUCCACUCCAAUGCAGUGGGCAGCUACAGCUGCUCUUAACGCCCCAGACUCGUACUAUGUGGAGCUAAAGAAGGAUUAUAUGGCUAAGAAGGCAAUUUUGGUGGAAGGCUUGAAUGCUGUUGGUUUCAAGGUAUUCCCAUCAAGUGGCACGUACUUUGUGGUUGUAGAUCACACUCCCUUUGGGCUGGAAAACGAUAUUGAAUUUUGCGAAUAUCUGAUCAAGGAAGUCGGUGUAGUGGCAAUUCCAACUAGUGUUUUUUACUUGAACCCGGAGGAGGGGAAGAAUUUGGUCAGGUUUACCUUUUGCAAAGAUGAAGGAACUUUGAGGAGUGCAGUCGAGAGGAUGAAGGAAAAGCUGAAGAAAAAGUGACAGUAUUUAUGUAACUCGAAUUCAGUCAUGUCAGAGUAUAAGAAUGUUUCUCUUUCUAAUGCUUAGCAUUUCCAGGUUUGAGGUAAUUGUUAUCAUUCCCAGGAGAAUGAAUUUUAUUUAAAUAAAUAGAAUUCUGCUUUCUGUAUCUUAAAUCAACAUGUAAUGGUUGUUGUUUAAGUGUU